AUGGCUCAGACCAGCAUCAGGAGACCCACCACAAGCAGCUCUGUAACAGACUACCACCAGCAUCAGGAGACCCAUCACCAGCAGCCCUGUAACAGACUACCACCAGCAUCAGGAGACCCAUCACCAGCAGCCCUGAGACCCACCAUCAGCAGCCCUGUAACAGACUACCACCAGCAUCAGGAGACCCACCACCACCAGCAGCUCUGUAAUGGCUCAGACCAGCAUCAGAAGACCCACCACCAGCAGCCCUGUAAUGGCUCAAACCAGCAUCAGAAGACCCACCACCAGCUGCCCUGUAAUGCCUCAGACCAGCAUCAGGAGACCCAUCACCAGCUGCCCUGUAAUGCCUCAGACCAGCAUCAGGAGACCCACCACCAGCUGCCCUGUAAUGGCUCAGACCAGCAUCAGGAGACCCACCACCAGCUGCCCUACCAGCAUCAGGAGACCCACCACCAGCUGCCCUGUAAUGGCUCAGACCAGCAUCAGGAGACCCACCACCAGCUGCCCUGUAAUGGCUCAGACCAGCAUCAGGAGACCCACCACCAGCAGCUCUGUAAUGGCUCAGACCAGCAUCAGGAGACCCACCACCAGCUGCCCUGUAAUGGCUCAGACCAGCAUCAGAAGACCCACCACCAGCAGCCCUGUAAUGGCUCAGACCAGCAUCAGAAGACCCACCACCAGCUGCCCUGUAAUGGCUCAGACCAGCAUCAGGAGACCCACCACCAGCUGCCCUGUAAUGCCUCAGACCAGCAUCAGGAGACCCAUCACCAGCUGCCCUGUAAUGCCUCAGACCAGCAUCAGGAGACCCACCACCAGCUGCCCUGUAAUGGCUCAGACCAGCAUCAGGAGACCCACCACCAGCUGCCCUGUAAUGGCUCAGACCAGCAUCAGGAGACCCACCACCAGCAGCUCUGUAAUGGCUCAGACCAGCAUCAGGAGACCCACCACCAGCUGCCCUGUAAUGGCUCAGACCAGCAUCAGGAGACCCACCACCAGCUGCCCUGUAAUGGCUCAGACCAGCAUCAGGAGACCCACCACCAGCUGCCCUGUAAUGGCUCAUACCAGCAUCAGGAGACCCACCACCAGCUGCCCUGUAAUGGCUCAGACCAGCAUCAGGAGACCCACCACCAGCUGCCCUGUAAUGGCUCAGACCAGCAUCAGGAGACCCACCACCAGCUGCCCUGUAAUGGCUCAUACCAGCAUCAGGAGACCCACCACCAGCUGCCCUGUAAUGGCUCAGACCUCUGUUAA
This is a messenger RNA of Salvelinus namaycush (lake trout), 1251 nucleotides long. RefSeq names its product histidine-rich glycoprotein-like. The transcript is spliced from 3 exons. Bases 1 to 1251 code for a protein of 416 amino acids. NCBI's taxonomy places the organism in Eukaryota, Metazoa, Chordata, Actinopteri, Salmoniformes, Salmonidae. The record is from RefSeq and is a predicted model, not a curated record.